AUGAAGGCUGCCGUGCUUACAGCACAAGGACCGCCCAGCGUCCUUCAGAUUCAGCAGGGCUACCCGCCGCCGCAGCGCCGGCCUGGGGAGGUCCUGGUGCGCGUGGCGGCGGCAUCAGUCAACCCUGUAGACGUGAAGACGCGAUCCGGGGUUGUGCCGCGCCUCGUCACCGCCAUCCCGCGGAUCCUGGGAUCUGACGUGGCGGGCGUGGUCGAGGCAGCGGAUGAGGGCAGCCCCUUCAGAAAGGGCGACCGCGUCUUCGGCUGCACAGGGCAGCACAUAUUCAAUUCCAGAUACGGCACCUAUGCAGAGCUAGUCAGCGCCAGCGAAGACGCUUUUGAAAAGAUCCCGGACGGCGUGGGCUACGAGGAGGCUGCCGCCGUGCCCCUGGCCGCCAUGACGGCGUGGCAGGCGCUGGAGGCGCGCAUGCCGCUGGAGGGCAAGGCGGUGCUGGUGCACGCGGGGUCGGGCGGCGUGGGCACCUUCGCCAUUCAGAUUGCCAAGGCGCUGGGUGCGCGCGUCACCGCCACCUGCGGCCCCUCCAACGUGGCCUUGGUGACCCAGACCCUGGGCGCUGACGUGGCAGUCGACUACACCAAGGACAGGUUUGAUGACGUCGCCCCGGGGCCGUAUGACGUCAUCGUGGACCUCAUCGGGGGCGACUACGAGACCAGGGGCGUGAAGCUGCUCAAAAGAAGAGGGAAGGGCGAGCCUGGGGGCCACUACACCAACCUGCUGACCCACGGCUGGAACAAGAAGUACGGCCCCGGCCUGGGUGGCGCCAUCACGCUGCUGAGCGCAGCCAGGGGCACCCUGCUGUCUGCGCUGGGGCUGGGCCCAAGCUACGAGCUGGUGACCAUCCAGGCCAAGGCGUCCCGCGGGCUGCAGCAGGUGGCCGCCCUGAUGGCGGAGGGCAAGGUGAAGCCCCUCAUCGACAGGGUGCUGCCCCUGGAGCAGGUGGCGGAGGCUCACGCGCACUCGGAGGGCGGACACGCGCGCGGCAAGAUCGUCCUCAGGGUGGCGGAGCUGUGA
Messenger RNA from Monoraphidium neglectum, 1032 nucleotides. RefSeq names its product NADPH2:quinone reductase. NCBI's taxonomy places the organism in Eukaryota, Viridiplantae, Chlorophyta, Chlorophyceae, Sphaeropleales, Selenastraceae. The coding region runs from base 1 to 1032 and encodes 343 amino acids. The transcript has 8 exons. The record is from RefSeq and is a predicted model, not a curated record. Gene Ontology annotation, molecular function: oxidoreductase activity; zinc ion binding.